Brachypodium distachyon (stiff brome) is the source of this 2153-nucleotide messenger RNA. Its product is annotated as cysteine-rich receptor-like protein kinase 19. Lineage: Eukaryota; Viridiplantae; Streptophyta; Magnoliopsida; Poales; Poaceae. Gene Ontology annotation, molecular function: ATP binding; protein kinase activity. The transcript has 8 exons. Gene Ontology annotation, biological process: protein phosphorylation; cell surface receptor signaling pathway. The record is from RefSeq and is a predicted model, not a curated record. The coding region runs from base 357 to 1805 and encodes 482 amino acids.
ACGACAUCCACAUGCCGAGGCGUCCCACGAACCAAACAGAGCGCUCCCCCACUCCCUCCCUCCCAAUCGCCGCCGCCGUCGCUACGCGCACGACGGCGGACCACCGCUCUAUGCAACAUGCUCUUGCUGCGCGCGCCGUCCCCCACCCGCUAGCUUAAGCUCUCGACGCGGCCCAUCUGAACUAAAGCGCGGGCACCGGAGAUGAGGUCUCCCGACCCGCGGCGGCCGGGCACCCUCCCUGUCUACCACCGGCGGGCGGGCGGCGGCGAGGCCCCGCGCACACGGAGGGGAUCCAUCCGAUCGAAUUCGAAUCCGAAUCCGUCCGAUCCGAGUGAUCUCCUCGAUCGAUACCCGACAUGGUGGCCGCAGCCGUCGCGGCGGGGAGCGCGCUGAAGCUCAUCUUCAGCCUCGUCAUCGCCAUCAAGGCCGCAUCCAACAAGGCCAAGCGGAACAAGGACGACUGCCGGGACAUCGCGUCGCGCGCCUGCUCGCUCGAGGCCUCCCUGACCUCGCUCGACGACGGCGGCGGCGCGGCGGCGAAGCACCCGGCGGUGGCCUCCGCGCUCGACAGGCUCCACGAUGCGCUCUACAGGGCGCUCCAGGCUGUCAUGGAGUGCGAGGAGGACGGCGCCGUCGCACGCCGCUUCAACGCCGGAAAGGUGUCCGACGAGCUUCGUAAGUUGAACCAGAGUAUUGGGGACAGGGUACUGGACGUGAUCCUUGCCACGAGCCUGCACACCAACAGCAUCUUGCUUGGUGCGCGGCAGUCGAAACAUCUUGGGGAUGAAAGACUACUGCUUCCCCCGCUUCCUCAAAUUCAGGAGAGCCGUUUGGCAAACUCUUGCAAGGAAGGGGAGCCUGCUGCCGCAUCAUCAGGUCUCAAAAAGUUCAAUUUGUCUGAAUUGGAGGUCGCUACAAAAAACUUUUCAAAACAGAACUUGAUUGAAGAAAGUGACUCUUGUACCGUAUACAAGGGUGAAUUACGCGAUGGGUCUAAAGUUGCCAUCAAAGCAUAUAGUAAGAUGCAAUACAAGGCUUGCAGAAAAGAAUGUGAAAAUGAGGAGUUUAUCGCGGCAAAGCUGCUGCAUAAAAAUAUUGUGGAACUUGUGGGGUGUUGCUCUUCUGGUGGAUUGUUUUACCAGGUUUAUGAAUACAUGCACAACCGAAGUUUGUCCGAUCACUUGCAUGGCAGUAAGAUAGAGUGGGCAAAGAUCUUCAAUACUAUUAUCCAAGGGAUCGCCCGAGGCAUAGAUUAUCUGCAUGAGCAAUGUGGACUAUGCAUCGUACAUCUUCAUUUAAAGCCGAGCAGCAUACUCUUGGAUCAUGACUAUACUCCCAAGAUUUGUGAUUUUGGCAUCUCCAAGAUCUUACCUACUUCUGCCAAGGAAGGGAUUGUUGAUACCGUAAUAGGCACGUGGGGUUUCACGGCUCCCGAAUACAUGCUAUCUCAUAGGUUCUCAAUCAAGAGUGACGUCUACAGCUUUGGUGUCAUCCUCCUCGAGCUGAUCACUGGAUGGAGCAGACAUCAGGAAGCGAAAAACUGCAAGGACCCUGUAAAUGUGUUGGUUUGGGGGUUGUGGAAAGCGGGAAAGCUGGACGAGUGCGUUGACCCAAGGCUCGCUUGUGCCACUGGCGUAACGGAAUCGCAGGUUGCGGAGAUGAAGAGGUGCAUCCAUGUGGCAUUGCUCUGCAUUGAAGAGGACCCGGCGCUGCGUCCUGACAUGUCUGACGUGCUCCGGAUGCUCAGAGACAACAGCCCUAUCACCGACAGGCGUUCCCCGCGACGCCCGGCUUACACCAUGUGAUCAAGGAUAGAUGAUUGAUCUGCAAAACUAUAGGAGGGUAGUGUAUAGCAGUGUGUCUCUGUUUUGCCCGGUAUUUGUUGAUUCAUCGAGUUGUAAAUCAAAGGCCGGACUGUAUAUAAGCCGGCCUGUGGAAACGGUAGUUUUUUGUACCCGUUUCUGCCCCACUAAUAGGUAGAGCAAUUGUUUUGUUUUUCCACACAAAUAGAUAGAUAAUGCCACAGUUUUGUUUUCCAUAUGAAAUAGUUGUUUGAACAGUAAGGCAAUCUGUCCAGGUCAUUUGCUAUCUCUUUUCAUGAUCAUUGUAUUUUGAUGGUUGUCUUUAUAUCUGUGAACUGAAUCUCUGAUCUA